Molecule: messenger RNA, 1629 nt
Organism: Dendrobium catenatum
Lineage: Eukaryota; Viridiplantae; Streptophyta; Magnoliopsida; Asparagales; Orchidaceae
Product: villin-3
Exons: 11
Coding region: 226-1629 (467 amino acids)
Biological process (GO): actin filament severing
Molecular function (GO): actin filament binding
Source: RefSeq, a predicted model, not a curated record
CCACAAGUUUCGUUCAACAACCUUGUUUUUUUAUAUUUUGGCGGUUUUGGAGCUUUUUCCUUCACUCUUUGUCCCUUUUCUUCUUCAUGAUUUACAGGUUUUCGCUCGACGGAGCGGCAGAAUAAACAAUUUCGCAUACCGUCCUCCCAGGUUUGCUACAGAACUUCAUCUCUUUGGUGAGCUCGAAGUACACAGAAACUUCUUGAAAAAGAUACAGGGAAAAGAAUGGCAGUGUCUAUGAGGGAUUUGGAUUCUGCAUUCCACGGGGCUGGACAGAGGUCUGGCUUGGAGAUAUGGCGCAUUGAAAAUUCCCGUCCUGUUUCUUUUCCCAAGUCAUUAUACGGAAAGUUCUUCACACGAGAUGCUUACAUAGUCUUGGCGACAAUCGCUUCAAAAAGUGGUGCCUUGCAUCAUGAUGUCCAUUAUUGGCUUGGUAAAGAUACAAGCCAGGAUGAAGCUGGAACUGCUGCUAUCAAGACUGUUGAGCUUGAUGCUAUUCUCGGUGGUCGCGCAGUUCAAUAUCGUGAGGUACAGGGACAGGAGACUGAGAAGUUUUUAUCAUACUUCAAGCCAUGCAUUAUUCCACAAAAAGGUGGAGUAGCAUCUGGAUUCAGGCAUGAUGAAGUCAAUAGUUGUGAGAAUGAAGCUCAGUUAUAUGUUUGCAAGGGGAAGCAUGUUGUAUAUGUGAAAGAGGUUCCUUUUACUCGUUCUUCACUCAAUCAUGAUGAUGUAUUCCUUUUGGACACCAAGUCUAAGGUUUUCCAGUUCAAUGGGUCCAACUCAUCCAUUCAAGAGAGGGCUAAAGCUCUAGAAGUUGUGCAGUACAUUAGGGAAACACACCAUGAUGGGAAGUGUGAGGUCGCAGUUGUUGAUGAUGGAAAGCUCAUGGCUGAUGCUGAUGCUGGAGAGUUCUGGUCUCUUUUUGGUGGCUUUGCGCCUCUUCAUAAAAGAGCAACCUCAGUGGCUGAAAAUGUUGAAGAGGCCUUUUCAGCAAAGCUAUUAUGUGUUCACAAAGGGAAGACAACAACCAUUGAAACUGAUUUGUUGACUAGAGAAUUAUUGGAGUCAAACAAGUGUUACAUGAUCGAUUGUGGAGUUGAAGUUUUUGUGUGGAUGGGCAGAUAUACAUCCCUCGAUGAUAGGAAAAGCGCAAGUGUUGUUGCAGAAGAAUUAGUUCAAGAUCCAGAUCGACAAAAAACUCAUUUGAUUCGGAUAAUUGAGGGGUUUGAAACUGUGAUGUUUCAAUCUAAGUUUGAUUCAUGGCCUGAGACAUCUAAUGUGGCUGCAUCGGAAGAUGGCCGUGGCAAAGUUGCAGCUCUCUUGAAGCUUCAAGGUCUUGAUGUAAAGGGCCUUAUGAAAUCUGAUCCUGUAAAAGAGAAGCCUGAACCAUGCAUUGAUAGCUCAGGCGUUUUACAGGUUUGGCGUAUAGAUGGCAAUGAGAAGGCCCUUCUUUCAUCUUCAGAGCAGUCAAAGCUUUAUACUGGAGAUUGUUAUGUUUUUCAUUAUACAUCUCCUGGAGAAGAAGGUGAGGAGUAUCUUAUUGGCACAUGGUUUGGGAAGAAGAGCGUUGAGGUUUGUCUUAAGCUUUUUACUUGUUGUGGUGGAUUGAAAACUCUAUUCAUUUUUUGA